AUGUCCUCCUCCACUUCUCAGAGUCAAAACACCACCAGGAACAAAGCCCCCAAUUUUAGUGGCGGCAACAACAAUGACAAUGGCCACGCCAAUGGCAACCAGGGUCAAGGCAUGACCCGUGAUAGGGCCAGGUCGAUUCUCAUCAGUGACCCAGCAGCAUCCAGGCUGAGCGGACAUACAGGCAUCGACAAGUUCAUCCGCGAGUCGGCCCGGGAUGCUCCAUGGAAUCCUAUUUGUGGCCGUAGGACAUGA
Molecule: messenger RNA, 252 nt
Organism: Thermochaetoides thermophila DSM 1495
Lineage: Eukaryota; Fungi; Ascomycota; Sordariomycetes; Sordariales; Chaetomiaceae
Exons: 2
Coding region: 1-252 (83 amino acids)
Source: RefSeq, a predicted model, not a curated record